Molecule: messenger RNA, 1299 nt
Organism: Populus nigra (black poplar)
Lineage: Eukaryota; Viridiplantae; Streptophyta; Magnoliopsida; Malpighiales; Salicaceae
Product: protein S-acyltransferase 10-like
Exons: 9
Coding region: 285-1067 (260 amino acids)
Biological process (GO): peptidyl-L-cysteine S-palmitoylation; protein targeting to membrane
Cellular component (GO): Golgi apparatus; endoplasmic reticulum
Molecular function (GO): protein-cysteine S-palmitoyltransferase activity
Source: RefSeq, a predicted model, not a curated record
GACUUUAAUUCCUGGAAUGCUUCUUCUUAACACUCUCCUGUUUUAUUCCAAAGUGGUAUAGAUACCCUUACUGGAAGUCCGCGACCUAAGAAUCCGCACUCUUUUUCUCGUAGAGGUCCUAAUUAGUUUUAACUGGCAACAUUAUCAUUUCUCCCAUUCUCCCUAUCUUUUUCUUUUUUCUUUUUUAAUUCUACUUAGUUUUCUCUCAAAAUCAGUCCUUUUUUAGAUAACCAUCACUCUUGCUUUCUUUUCUCUCCUCUCUCUCUCUCUCUCUCUCUCAAUUAAUGAUUUUUUUACCUUCCAUGUCGAUUUUCAAUUUCUGCCACCGUUUUGUUCCUUGCCUUGCCGAUCCAGCAAGGAGAUCUUCGUUGGGGUUGAAAGCAGCAUUAGUGGUGUUGCAUAUUGUAUAUGCGGGCAUUCUCUUUCUUUUUGACAGUGAUUUAAUAGAGAAAACAAAACAAGAGCCAUGGUCCUACACGGGAUUAUAUCUGUUGCUGUUUGUUGCAACAUUGAUUCAAUACUUUGUUGCAUCAUGUUCUUCUCCCGGCUAUGUCCUUGAUGCAAUGAGGGAUGUGAGUGAGAAAAAUUCUUUAUUUAGAAAGGCAUCAAUGUUGUCCAAACAGCCUGCUUCAAGCAAAAAUGGAAGCUUGGUUAUUACUGUGGAAGGAAGUCAGCCAGAAAGAAAUAUUCCAGAAAGUAAUGUUACAUCUUGGACAAAGCUUGUUCUGGACAUGUAUCCACCUGGAACGUCUGUUAGAACUUUGACAUGUUCCUUUUGCAAUGUUGAACAGCCUCCACGAGGGAAGCAUUGCCAUGAUUGUGAUAGAUGUGUUCUUCAGUUUGACCAUCAUUGUGUUUGGCUUGGGGCAUGCAUUGGCCGGGGAAAUCAUUGUCGAUUUUGGUGGUACAUUUUUGAAGAAACUGCACUAUGCAUUUGGACUGGCAUCUUGUACAUCACAUCCUUGAAGGCUAACAUCUCAAGAGCUUGCUACCAGUCUCUGGUUCAUUGGGCAGAUAGACCUAACACUGAAUCAGACAGAUGGAACAAGCAUGGCCCCAAUAUCUGAACAUAAACUCAUCUUUUCAGUCAUGUCAAACGCAAAGCAAACUGGCGAGCUCAGAACUUGCAAAUGUGUCUCAGAAAAUGUCGAGCACGAUGGUAUUUUGAUGUCUAAAGCCAUGAUAAGUUCAAAGACGUGGUGUUAUUUAACUUUCUUGACCAUUUUUUUCUUAUGUUUACUAAUUUGAGUGAGUAUCCAAGGAGAAAAAUAUAUAUAAUGUGGCCAUAUUUUUCACUGA